UCUAUAAACUUUUUCCUUUGAUAAUUCGAUACAAAUGUAAAUUUUCAGUCCACCACAAAAGAAGCCUAUAAACAUAGUGGUACAAUGCAAACCAUGUUGUCUAAUGGGUGCCAUUUUUUCAAGGACUAGAUAUCUUAACCCCUCAAAAACAAAAUUUUCACUCAAUUUCUCCACUGAAAAGUCCAAACCCAAAACCCUAAUUCCUCAGAACCUAAUCAAAAUUGGUAUCAAUCCCACUGCAAAAUCCUUUAAUAAACUCCUGAAAAAUGCCUCAAAAACCCACCAUUAUAAACUUCUUCUGCACAUCUACGACCAGAUUUGUGCUAACAGUAUCACCUCUGAUUCUGAUACACAUAAAAUGCUCUUUUGGGGCCUUCUCAAAAUGGGCAGGCUCAAAGAAGCAGAGAAUUUCUUGACCCAACUCAAUGGGUUUUCCUGCAUUGGUGAAAUUUAUCAGAAAAUGCUCUUUUUAGGCUUAUGUAGAGGUGAUGAUCCUGAAAAAGCUUGGAUUUUUAUUAAGGAUCACAUGAUUCAGAGAGGUAUUCUUCCCAGUUCUCUUGGGUUUUAUUUCUUGAUUGUCUGUUUAAUUUAUCAGCAUAGAAUCGAUGAGGCCCGUCAAGUAUUUGAAUUAAUGGUGAAAAAUGGUGUAAUUGUUGAUAGUUUGGUAAUUAACGCAGUUUUGGAUGGUUAUUUUACGGUGAAAAAAUUCAAUUCAGGGUUGGGGUUUUUUGAGGAGGUGUUGGGAAAAGGCUUUAACCUGAAUGCUUCAACUUAUGCCCGGGCUAUGGAAUUGCUUUGUAAAGAAAACAGAGUCGGAGAAGUUGGGGAAUUGGUUUUGAGAAUGGAGAGAGAAGGUUUGAUUGCAGAUUCUGUUAUUUAUACCAUUUGGAUAUCUGGGCUUUUUCAAGAUGGCGAUCUAAUGGGGGCUUUUCGAAAACAUAAAGAAAUGGUAGAAUUAGGGUUUAAGCCCGAUUUGAUCAGCUAUGCUGUUUUAAUUGAUGGUUUUUGUAAGGAAGGGAAUGUGGAAAAAGCCUCGGGCUUUGUACAUGACAUGUGGAACAAUGGCAUUAGGCCAAAUAUGGUGUCUUUUACAUCAAUUAUUGAUAGUCUUUGCAAGAAAGGCAUGUUAGAAGUUGCAAUUCAAUUUUUUCAUAAGCUCGAGGAAUUGGGUUUGCAAGGAGAUGAGAUUACUUAUGCAGCUUUGAUAGAUGGUUUAUGCAGAAACAAUGAUUGGCAAAGAGUUUUUUGCUUGCUGGAGGAGAUGGAAAUUAAGGGAAUUGAUGUAACAGUUAUCACUUACAAUGUUUUGAUUAAUGCUCUAUGCAUUAGAGGUAGAACCUCUGAUGCUUUUGAGAUUUCAGGAGGUUUUUUUGGGGAUAAUUGUACAUGUAGUACCCUUAUCCAUGGGUAUGGGAAGAAAAGGGAUAUGUUGGGUGUAUUGGGAGUGAGGAGGAGAAUGGAAGAAGCUGGUGUCUCACCUGAUCUGGUUACUUGUAAUGCACUAAUCAAGGCUCUUUCAAUGGCUGGGAGCUUUGAUGAAGCUUUUAAAUUAUUUAGGCUGUUAUCUGAAAUGGAUCUUGUUCCAAACUCCAUUACUUAUUGUAUUAUGAUUCAUGGUUGUUGUAAUGUAGGAAAAAUAACUGAUGCGCUUAAGAUAUUUGAUGCAUAUAGACAGUCAGGUUUAGCGCUGAAUAUUGUUAACUAUAACUGUAUUAUAGGGGGGCUAUGUAGAGAGGGAAUGGUAAUGAUGGCAGCUGAAAUCUUCAAUGAAGCUUUAGACAGAGGUUUGGUUCCUGAUGCCAUUACUUACAAGGUUUUGAUUAAGGCAUUGUUAAAGGAAGGCAAAGUAGAAGAAGUUUUGGAUUUUCUUGGACAUUUAGAGGAGUUAGAUAUUGGGUUAGAAGCCUUAAUGUAUAAUCGUGUGAUCUGUUGGUUCUGUAAGCAGCAGCUUUUUAAAGAGGCAUUGGAGGUGAUUGAAAUAAUGAUGAGGAAAGGCUUGGUUGUAUCCAACAAGAGCUACUAUGCCAUAACUAAAGGUCUUCUCAAUAGGGGAAAGAACGGGAAGGUGAGGUUAUUUUUGAGCAGGUUCAUCAAAGAGUAUGGCAUUCUUGAGCCUAAAAUAUACAGGCUACUCAUAAUUUAUCUGUCUAAGAAGGAUGUGAGAAGAGCUAUUCAGCUCUAUGAUGUAAUGACAAGCAAUGGUCUGAAAUUGGCUCUUUCUACAGUACUCUUGAAUGCACUGACAAAAGAAGGAAGAGUGGAAGAAGCGCAUGCUCUUGUCACAAAAGCUGAAGAGAGGGGCCUUUUACUGGAUGUUGUUGCCUAUUCUAUCUUAAUUGAUGCCCUUUGCAAGCAAGGAUCUUUAGAGAGGGCUCUAGAUCUCUGUGCCAGCUUGAAAAACAAGGGGAUCUCUCCAAAUAUAUAUACUUAUAACUCGGUGAUAAAUGGGCUAUGUCAAGAAGGCUGUCUGGUGCAAGCUUUUAGGCUCUUUGAUUCUUUGGCGAAAGAGGGUGUGCAUCCCACUAUCAUUACUUACUCAAUCCUGAUUCGCUCUCUUUCUAGAGAAGGGUUGUUGCAAGAUGCCCAUCAGCUGUUCAAAAGUAUGAUUGAAAAGGAAAUUUCACCGAAUACUAUUGUUUACAACUUAUUGAUACAUGGGUAUUGCAGAAUAGGCAUGAUGGAAGAGUCCUUGAAGUUGGUUCGUGAUAUGGAGAUCAAAUGCAUAGUACCAGACGGUGUGACGGUUUCUGCACUGAUCAAAGGCUUUUAUUUGAAAUGUGAUAUGGAAGGUGCAUUGGGGUGUUUCUAUGAGUUUAAGGGGAGGGGGAUUUUACCUGACUCCUUGGGUUAUGUGAGCCUUAUAAAGGGUCUCUUUGUUAAAGGGAGGAAGGAGGAAUCAAGGAGCAUUGUCAUGGAUAUGCUCAACAAUAAGCCAGUCAUGGAUAGUGUUAAAGCUGAUGUUAUGAUUGAUUCUGAUUAUCUUUCGAGCUAUUUGAGCUUUUUAUGCAGAGAGGGCAACAUCCAGGAAGCCACUGAGCUUCUACUUGAAAUUGAAGCCAUGAUUUUAGCCUCCAAGAGAUGUAAUGGAAACAGGGAGGUGAUGAACCCAAAGCUUAAUGAACUGUGGAAGAAGGAAACUUCGAGAAGGGAAAACGAGAAGUUCGAUUUUGGAACUGGAGCUACCCAUCAUCUGAUGGAGUUCGAUUCAGGCUUGGAAUACAUGAACUUUGGGUUAGAAACUCCAAGGCCGAGAUUGCAUGAGGAUGAUAAAAUAGCUAAUUUUGAUACCUACUAUGCCAUCAUCUCAUCACUUUGUUCAAGAGGGGACAAAGAAGGAACAACUAGAGUAGUGAAAGAAAUGCUUGCGAGCUUUAAGUGAAAAUGAAUGAUCAAGAAUGAAACUGGAUUCUAACCAUGGUCUAAAAAAAUUUACUGACCAUGUUAUAUUAUCAAUCUUGUUGCCAUAGGGUGAUGUAUAGCAUCAACAUGCGAAUUCAUUAAGCGAAGGACCAAAAAGAUUGCCAAAAUGGGAAACAGAUUAAAGAUUCACUGCUGCCUUUAUCAGAUUAUAUUUGGGACUGGUCGACCUAGAUCCAGACAUCAGGUUCCUACUCAUGAAACCAGACCCAAGUCCUUGAUGGGGUGUGCGGGGCACAUGAAUAUAUACACUCCAGACAUCUAUUUAAAUUCCCACGGUUAUUGUUAAAAUUGACCGCCAAAUCAAGGGAAGGGAAUAUAAUUAUGUAUCUCUUAGCAUCAAAUAUCUUUUUCAGUCUCCUAUGGAAACUUUGCAGACGUAUUUGUCCUCAUGAUUCAAGCUAAUUGCUGGUUGUGAAGGUUCAAGGGCAAGCCAGAGAAACCAAGAGACCAGUGAAGCAAAUGUUACCCCAUAUAUGGGUCUCUUCAGUGUUAUUUGAAUAGCUCUCCAAAAGUCAAAAGACCGAGACUCCCCACUUCACCGCCAGUCCAACCCUUUAGUUUUAUUAGGAAUAUACAGAGAGGUUACGAUUACCGCUAAAUUCAUACACAUUAUCAGUUUCCUAUGUACGUUUUAAGUGUUGGGCAAUGUGUGUGAGAGAGAGGGGCAUGGGUUGUGUUGAAUGGUAUUUUUGUUGAACUUAAUUAAGAGGGAAUAAGUAGGACUAAGACUUG
Amborella trichopoda is the source of this 4152-nucleotide messenger RNA. RefSeq names its product Pentatricopeptide repeat (PPR) superfamily protein. Lineage: Eukaryota; Viridiplantae; Streptophyta; Magnoliopsida; Amborellales; Amborellaceae. Gene Ontology annotation, cellular component: mitochondrion. Gene Ontology annotation, biological process: RNA processing; mitochondrion organization. The record is from RefSeq and is a predicted model, not a curated record. Gene Ontology annotation, molecular function: protein binding; mRNA binding.